Messenger RNA from Hydractinia symbiolongicarpus, 1537 nucleotides. Its product is annotated as suppressor of SWI4 1 homolog. Gene Ontology annotation, molecular function: rRNA binding. Gene Ontology annotation, biological process: ribosomal large subunit assembly; rRNA processing. Gene Ontology annotation, cellular component: preribosome, large subunit precursor. The transcript is spliced from 16 exons. NCBI's taxonomy places the organism in Eukaryota, Metazoa, Cnidaria, Hydrozoa, Anthoathecata, Hydractiniidae. The record is from RefSeq and is a predicted model, not a curated record. Bases 45 to 1478 code for a protein of 477 amino acids.
GAGCCUGAGUUUAAGCGUUCUAGAUAAAAAUAAAAUCUUAUACAAUGGGGAAAGCAAAAAAGAAAAAGAAGACAGUCAAAAAGGCUGCCGAACUUACUGAUGACUCCACUCCAAGGUCCUUUAUCUUCCACAGAGGAGAAGUUGGAAAAACAAUUCUCCAACUAAUUACAGAUGUACGGCAUUUAUUGGAACCAUAUACUGCCACCAAUUUAAAAGUAAACAAAAAUAAUGUCUUAAGGGACUUUGUUAAUGUUGCUGGUCCAUACGGUAUAUCUCACUUCAUUAUAUUCUCCACCACUGAAAAGUCACCAUAUAUGAAAUUAAUUCGUUUACCAAGAGGACCAACAUUGACAUUUAGACUAGAUGAGUACUCCUUAAUGAAAGAUGUAACAGCCGUGCUUAAAAGACCAAAAACCAUUGGUGCACAGUUCAAAUUUCCUCCACUGGCUGUGUUAAACAAUUUCAAAUCUGAAUCAUCAGAAGUUAAAUUAAUGACAACAGUGUUCCAAAACAUGUUUCCAGCUAUAAAGGUCCAAAAGGUUAAACUUGGUGAAAUACGCAGAUGUGCCAUGUUUAAUUACGAUAGCGAAACAGGUGCAGUGGACUUUAGACACUACAAUAUUGAAGCUGUUCCAGUAGGUGUUAGUAGAAGUGUGAAGAAACUUUUGAAGAGUAAAAUUCCAAAUCUGGGAUCCUUAAACGAUAUAAGCGAUUUCGUGACAGGUGCUGCCUACCUGUCAGAAAGCGAAGGCGAAGAUCCUGCGGAUUCUCAAGUAACACUUCCACAAAGAGUUCCUGGACGUGGUAACAUAAAGGCUGGACAAAGUGCUAUUCGGCUAACAGAGAUGGGACCACGUUUAAAGUUGAUGUUGAUUAAAAUACAAGAGGGAGUAAAUGGUGGAGAGGUUUUGUACCACAAAUUUGUUGAGAAAACGGAAAAGCAGAAGAAAGAAUUAAAAAAGAAAAGAGAACAAGCCAGAAAACUGAAGGAACAACGUCGACGUGAACAAGAAGAAAACAUAGCUCGAAAAGGGAAAGAAAAAGAAGAAAAUAAAAAGCGAAGCAUAGCCGGUAUGAAAAGAAAAGCUGGUGACGAGAACGACAAUGAAGAAGACAAGAAAAUGGAAGAAGAUGACGCCAAUGAUAAAGAGGAUGACGUAAGUGAUGGUGAGGAUGACGACGUUGAGUAUUAUCGUCAAGAAGUCGGAGAGGAGCCAGACGAUGAUUUGGUGAAGAGCUUGCCAAAGAAGCGUAAAUUCUCACAAACGAACAGAAGACCUUUCAAAAAGAGAGACACAAAGUAUAAUAAAGAUAAAGACAGAGGGACGGAAAAGUCUUUUAAAGAGAAUAUUAAGUCGAGUAAAAAGAACGAAAAACUUCACAAAAAUAAAACAGCCGGUAAACUUUUUAAAAAGUCGAGCAAUAUUAAACUUAAACGAAAAACUGGAGCAAAGGGAAAAGGAAAAAGAAAAGUGUAAAUAUUUUAUUCUGGUGAAGCCAAAAACACCUUUUAUUAAAGAUUUGUAUUUCGUUAUAA